UUGCGAGCACUUCACAACUCAUAGCAUCAAGCUUUGUGGGACCAGCUUGAGCGACUUUAGUGGCGACACCGUGAAGUAGCUACUGUUGUAUUAUUGAGGAGGGGAGAUCCCUACUCAGACAGCCGUUAAUUUGUUUGUUUUCUAGUUUGCUUUGACCACUCAAAUUUACUUCGAGCAAUUCUGUUUUACGGUAAAUGACGAUCAACAACAGGGAGUAACUACUGUAGCAAGCUAGCUUUGGGUUUGUGGGUUGGUUGUCAGCGAGAGGUUUACGCGUUGGUUUGUUCGAUCACAGUGGAAGAGAACCGAACGUGAACGUAAUAACAGACGACAUUUUUGUAGAUGUGAGGAAACGUGUGAACAAUCAAAAGGUUUCUCAGGGGUUGGUUGUGGUGGAAUUAGAUAACUACCUUUGUUCUCUAAAAAGGUCUAGAUAGGUUUUUGUUUAUACAGAUCGUCGCGGACUAUGGCUCAUGGACAUCAUGUAGCCAGUUCCCAAAAAGCACUCAUGUUAGAGAUGAAAAGUCUUCAAGAUGAGCCAGUUGAAGGGUUCAGGAUAACUUUAGUGGACGAGUCGGACUUGUACAACUGGGAAGUUGCAAUAUUUGGACCCCCAAAUACUCACUACGAGGGAGGUUAUUUUAAGGCUCAGAUCAAGUUCCCCAUCGACUAUCCCUACUCUCCUCCGGCCUUCCGCUUCCUCACCAAGAUGUGGCACCCCAACAUCUACGAGAACGGGGACGUGUGUAUCUCCAUCCUGCACCCCCCAGUGGACGACCCCCAGAGCGGAGAGCUGCCCUCUGAGAGAUGGAACCCGACACAGAAUGUCAGGACGAUCCUUCUGAGUGUCAUCUCUCUGCUCAACGAGCCUAACACAUCCUCCCCGGCCAAUGUGGACGCCUCCGUCAUGUACCGCAAGUGGAGGGACAGCAAGGGCAAGGACAGAGAGUUCACAGAGAUUAUCAGGAAACAGGUCCACGCCACCAAAGCGGAUGCUGAGCGGGACGGUGUGAAGGUGCCAACCACCCUGGCAGAGUACUGCGUCCGGACUCGUGCCCCACCCCCAGACGAGGGCUCCAACCUCUUCUACGAUGAUUACUAUGACGAUGAGGACUUGGAGGACGAAGACGAGGAAGAUGGCGAGGACUGCUGCUACGAUGAAGAUGACUCGGGAACCGAGGAUUCCUGACGACCCGCCUCCCCAUCCCUUCCUCACCCCCCUGUCACCACACCCCCCUUAAACUGAACUCAUACUCCACCCUUCGUGUAUACACCCUUACAGAUCCCCCCACAGCAGUGCAGCCACACCUGCACGUUAAACUCAGAUGCAUUUAAAAGCUACGGAGUUAGUUUGUCCAUUUGUUUCUGGUGUUUUUAUUUUUCUGUUGGUCAGUGGAGUGUUAGAGAGAUAAUGUUAGACCUACAUAUUAUUCACAUGGUUUGCUCUUCAUGGCGAAGCCACUCAAUUCUCAAUUACCACUUGCUUUUGAAUGUUCUGUCUCCCGUAGAGUGUCUGUACCCAGACAGAGGCAGGCAGACCUGAGCUAGUGAUGGUCAUCUUAGCUGUGUGACCUCUCACCUGGUUGACAGCCGUGUGAAGCCAGCCUUCCUGGCACACAAGGCUAGCUGAGGCUAGGGGACCCUGACAUUUCACCUGUCUGCCUCAGGUCAACUUAGCUCAAAAGCCAAGUCUUACUGAAUGAAUUGAUGGCCUGUAAUGAUGAGAUGGGUGUAUUGCAGAUGGUUGCUGUUAUAAUACUGAUGUACUCUUUCGGAGACCUUUGCACCCUUUCAUACACAUUUGUUACGGUAUGUUAAGUGGCAAUGGUCUGAGCUCGGCGUCUUUACCCAUGGCCUGAACAACCGAGUUAAACACACAGCUCCUAACGCUUAUCACCACCACAUGCUUUUUCACAAGUCCAACACCUUCCACACCAGCCACCUCAACUGCUCAUUUAAAGAUGGGAGUGAGGGAUAGUGUCUCAAUGUGUGUCUAUAUGGGUGUUUUGGUGGUUGUUCAUUAUUUUAUUCAAAUGUAGUGCAGGGAAUGCUUUGCAGAGAGAAGUGAGUUAGACACCUCCCCCUGGCAAGUCUGUGCAACAGUGAUGGCCUCGCACAGCAGCCAUCUUGAAUUGGCUGAUUUGUUUAGAUUACAUCCUCAGUCAGUCACUUCCCCAAACAUUUCACAUGACUAGAAGUGCUCGUAAAACGAGUAGCUCCAUCACACAGGAUUUUACACACGGACUAAAUACAAACUAUUGAACAUUAUUCACACCACCCCACAUUUCUGUUUCAGUAGUGUGUAAAUGUUCAUUCAUUGUUACAACAUGACUAUUUGAUGCUAAGUUUUAGAGAUGGAAAGUGCAUUUCCCAGCUGAUGCUAGGGAUGUGGAUAGGGAGGUCAGUAGUAUAUUUUAGGGACAGGUCAAACAGCCAACCCACUAGCAUGUUGGGUGGUAUCAGGCUCGGCAUAGUGCAGUUGGGAAAAACUGUGAUGAUUGAGAAUGGGCCGAGGGCUCCCCUUUUGGUUCUUUUGAUGUAGUCUUUUACUUCAGACUUAAGGUGUUAGCAACUAUUUUUUUCCCCUUACAUGUACCAAGUGCAAUGAUUCUCAGCCUUUUUGUUUUAAACAUCAUGUCAUGGGGGUUAUUCAUUGGACUUAUCAGUACAUUUACCACCCGUUUGUUUUCGAUACAGAAACAGUCAGGUAUUCUAUGUUUUCCAAUAGAGAAAAACAGGUGAUUACUGAACACUCAUACUUUUUAUGUUGUGUUAACAUCUUGAGUAUGAAGCAUGUACACAUCAAUCCAAUCAUCAUGAAUUCAUAGAACUGUUUUACAUUCACCAUAUACAGAUGUUAUGUGAAUUAACGCCCAUUUUGUUUUACUGUAAUGUUUGGGGCAAUUGGAAUUUUGUGAAGCUGCUGAUUUUUAUCAUGUAAUUUCCCUCCCAAUGUCCUACCUUCCCAUCUAUAGACAUUUUUUUUGGUGGCAGCAUCAGCAAGGGACCCCCGGCUGUUACCAAAAUUCCUCAGGAAAACAAAACCACCAACUUUUUCAGAGUGAAUCUGACCACUGUGUGUGUGGACAACUGUUCUCCUCAACGCUGGUCCCCCAAACCUAUCACCUCUGCUUCAAAGACUGUUUAUAAUCUUUACCUUGAUAUUAAUAUGCACAUGUGGAGAUUUCAACGAUAAUUUGAUGUAUUUUUGUUCUUGUUUGUAUUUUCUUUUCUAAUGUUUUGUACAUCUAUUUAAAACCUAAAUAAAGAUUGUUAUUAGA
Oncorhynchus keta (chum salmon) is the source of this 3281-nucleotide messenger RNA. RefSeq names its product ubiquitin-conjugating enzyme E2 R2-like. Gene Ontology annotation, molecular function: ubiquitin conjugating enzyme activity. The transcript has 5 exons. Lineage: Eukaryota; Metazoa; Chordata; Actinopteri; Salmoniformes; Salmonidae. The record is from RefSeq and is a predicted model, not a curated record. Bases 467 to 1189 code for a protein of 240 amino acids. Gene Ontology annotation, biological process: ubiquitin-dependent protein catabolic process; protein polyubiquitination.